GGGCUACAAACAUAUAUUUCAGCGAUUUUACACACAAGUGUGAACAAAACUGUGUUUCUCGCUUUGUAUACUCUCUGUAAGGUCAAAUCACUUUGUGGACCACUCAUCUAUUAAGACUUCACAGGAGACUUUGGAUCUAAAAAAAAGCCUUCACAGAAGUCUUAUUAAGUCAAUCUUUUAUUUUUCUCUCGUUUCACAGCAAAACAAAAAAAAAAAGAAAGAAAAAAAAAUGCAUUCUCGUAGUGAGAGGAAGAUGAUACUAUGGAGCUCGUGUUUAAUCUUCUCACUAUCUUACUCAAUACUUGUUUUCUCUUCUCCUCCUGCUAAUCACUUGUGUCGUCCAGACCAGAGGGAUGCUCUCUGGGAGUUCAAGAGUGAGUUUCACUUCAGUGGGAUAGCUCCUAACGAGAAGAAACAGAAGUGGCUAAACAACAACACUGACUGCUGUUUCUGGGAUGGUGUCUCUUGUGAUCUCAAGACGGGGAACGUCAUUGGUCUAAAUCUCUGGGGCAGUUCUCUCAACGGCUCUUUGAGAUCCAACAGCGGUCUCUUUAAACUACAACAUCUUCAGAGCCUUAACCUUAGCUCCAAUAACCUCGCGGGCACUCUACCGGACUCCAUCGGCGACCUCAGACACUUGAGGGUCUUGAAACUUUACGGAUGCGGUUUCUUCGGGAAGAUCCCUUCUUCCAUCGGAAACCUUUCUCAACUCACUCAUCUCGAUCUCGAAGGUAACGGUUUCACCGGUGAGCUACCGGAAACGAUGGCCAAACUAAACAAACUAACGAAGCUGCUGCUUUCCACGAGCGAGCUCACCGGGAACUUCCAUCACGCGCUGCUCAAUCUGAGCGAGCUUACGUGGCUCGACCUUCGUAAUAACCAUCUCGAAGGUACCCUCCCAUCUAACAUGAGCCGCCUCUCCAAACUUGAGCAUUUCGAUAUCGGUUCGAACUCGAUGACCGGAACUAUUCCAACGUCUCUUUUCAUGAUCCCUUCGUUGGUCCUUCUUAACCUGGAGAAAAACAGCUUCACCGGUCCUCUCAAGAUUGGUAAUAAUAUAUCUUCUUCUUCGCCGUAUAAACUCGACACUUUAACCCUUGGAGGGAACAGUUUGAACGGUCCAAUCCCGGUAGGGUUUAUAUCGAAACUAGUCCGGUUAUCGUAUCUAGACCUCUCUUAUUGGAACACGAUGAAGGGCGCGGUGGAUUUCAGCAGCUUCUUGCGUCUCAAGUCACUCGUGUUACUCGACCUCUCCUAUCUGAACACGAGAAGUAAAUUCGAGUUGAAUCUUUUCUCUAAGCUCGUUUCGCUCGCUGUUCUGGAUCUUUCCGGGAAUAGUCUGAAGAUCAGCUCGAGUCUCCAUCUCCCCUCACCCAUAGGAUCCUUGUCUCUAGCAUUAUGCAAUAUCUCCGAAUUUCCAAACUUUCUCCGCACGCAAACCAAUUUGUAUUACCUGGAUAUUUCCGCCAAUCGGAUCGAAGGGAGAGUACCGGACUGGUUAUGGAGAUUGUCGGGAUUGUUGUACGUUGACAUCUCGAAGAAUUAUUUAACCGGCUUUGAUGGACUGAUCCAAACGAGUCCGAUAGAAAUGCUCGAUAUAAGUUCGAACGCUUUUCAAGAUCCGUUUCCUCUGUUACCAAACUCUACGAGGUUCUUUUCGGCGUCUGAUAAUCGGUUCUCGGGAGAGAUUCCGACGACGAUCUGCGGAUUGAUUUCUCUCGACACGCUUCUUCUGAGCAGGCCGGCCCUGCUUCUGAGCAACAACGGAUUCAACGGCUCUAUACCUCGGUGUUUCGAGAGUUUCAAUACUAAGCUUUCCCUCUUGCAUCUCCGGAACAACAACCUCUCCGGGUUGUUUCCGGAGGAGUCUAUCGGUGCGGGAUUGGUUUCGUUAGAUGUUGGUGGUAAUCAGUUGUCAGGAGAGCUUCCCAGGUCUUUGAUCAACUGCACUCUGCUCGAGUUUCUCAACGUUGAAGACAACAUGUUCAGUGACACUUUUCCUUUUUGGUUGAGUUCGUUGCCUGAUUUGCAGUUUCUUGUUAUUCGUUCUAACAAGUUUCACGGGCCGGUGUAUUCUCUACGGGGUGGUUCUCUGAGUUUCCCCAAGCUUCGAAUCUUCGACAUUUCGGGAAAUAUCUUCACUGGAGUCCUGCCGUUGGAUUAUUUUGCUGGUUGGAGUGCAAUGACGUCAGAUGCAUACGUUACAGAUGAUAAGCAGGGAAGGUUUAUGGGAAUCAGCUUCUCGAACUAUCAUAAGUCGGUGGUUCUUGCAAUCAAAGGCUCGGAGAUGGAGUUACUCGGGAGUGGUUUCAGGAUGUAUAAAACCAUCGAUGUCUCCGGGAACCGACUGGAAGGAGAUAUUCCACGGUCCAUCGGUUUGCUAAAGGGACUGAUUGUGCUCAACAUGUCAAACAACGCUCUCACUGGCCGUAUCCCACCGUCUCUAUCAAAUCUAACCAGUCUACAAUCACUAGAUCUGUCCGAAAACAGAUUCUUCGGUAGUAUACCUCAGGAGCUUGGGAAACUCUCGUUUCUAGCGUUGAUGAACUUCUCGAACAACAUGCUGGAAGGCCCAAUACCGCAAGGCACUCAGAUUCAAAGCCAGAAUAGUUCCUCGUUCGCAGAGAAUCCUGGCCUAUGCGGUGCUCCUCUUCAAGAAACAUGCGGUGGAGGAGAAGAAGUAUAUGAAGUAAAGGAAGAUAAUGAUCAAGUGUUGAGCUGGAUUGCAGUUGCAAUAGCCUAUGUACCUGGUGUUUUGUGUGGACUGACCAUUGGCCACGUUCUGAGUUUAUAUAAACCUGACUGGUUCAUGAGGAUUUUUCACUCUUUUGCUUAAUAUAGCAUCAGUUGCCUGAUAAUAUCUUAUCCGUUGUCUUUUUUUGUGUGUGGUCAAAUUAUCUACCAUCUUAUAAUCA
This is a messenger RNA of Raphanus sativus (radish), 2915 nucleotides long. Its product is annotated as receptor-like protein 48. The record is from RefSeq and is a predicted model, not a curated record. Gene Ontology annotation, molecular function: protein binding. Lineage: Eukaryota; Viridiplantae; Streptophyta; Magnoliopsida; Brassicales; Brassicaceae. The coding region runs from base 230 to 2836 and encodes 868 amino acids. The transcript is spliced from 2 exons.